Molecule: messenger RNA, 1937 nt
Organism: Myodes glareolus (Bank vole)
Lineage: Eukaryota; Metazoa; Chordata; Mammalia; Rodentia; Cricetidae
Source: RefSeq, a predicted model, not a curated record
UGCAGGACAAGCAGCACCAAAGGCUUGAAGGAUGGGUAAAGACUUCCGCUACUAUUUCCAGCAUCCUUGGUCUCGCAUGAUCGUGGCUUACCUGGUCAUCUUCUUCAACUUCUUGAUAUUCGCCGAGGACCCAGUUUCUCACAGCCAGACAGAAGCCAAUGUUAUUGUUGUUGGAAACUGUUUUUCAUUUGUCACCAAUAAAUACCCUAGAGGAGUUGGCUGGAGGAUUUUGAAGGUGCUUCUAUGGCUACUGGCCAUUCUCAUAGGACUAAUCGCUGGCAAGUUUCUGUUCCAUCAGCGCCUGUUUGGCCAGUUGCUCCGGUUAAAAAUGUUUCGUGAAGACCAUGGAUCGUGGAUGACAAUGUUCUUCAGCACCAUUCUGUUCCUCUUCCUCUUCUCCCACAUAUAUAACACGGUUCUUCUGAUGGAUGGGAACAUGGGUAGCUCUGAUGUGUCCAGAAUAACAAGUCCCAAAGCUGCUCCAAGCGGCGAAGACAGCAGAGAGAAGCUUGUGUGCCCUCAGAAGAGGUGAAGUUUCAGAUCAUGACCCAUCCGUCCUUCUGUUCUGCUGAAGCCAUCGGGACUCUGCUCUGAGGAUGGUGACUGGAGGAGGGUUUCUCUGAUAUUCCUGUUGGGUGUGAUUGCUCCCAUGUUCACCUCAAGUGCCAGAACUUCAUCUCUCUCUCUCUCUCUGUAUGUAUGUAUAUACAUGCAUGCACACACAAAAUAGAUAUGUGUCCAACAUGCAAUAUAUAAACAUAUAUUUUUUUAUAUAUAAAAUGUAUACAUGUAUAUGUAAUUUAGCUCCCUAAUGGUUAUGUGGACCAUGUCACUGUAACAAGAAGUGAUGGCCAUCUUUUAUUUCACAGUGUGGCUCAGUGUGAAGAGCAUCUCCAGCUUGGGCUUUUUUUUUUCUUUUUGAGACAGGGUUUCUCUGUGUAGCUUUGGAGCCUGUCCUGGAACUCACUCUGUUGUCAUGCAUUUACUAGAGACCUUCUUGAUUAUGUUAUAACAUAAGAUUAACUAAAAAAAAAAUAAGGUAGACAAUCGUGUUUCCUAGUUUACACAGUAAAUCUAUUGCUGUCUGCAAACAGGACAUAAGGAUAUCCAACAGCUUCCUAUGUUUGCUUAUGAAGAAGGAAGGCACAGUCUAGAGCCUAGGAAAUGGAGAUCAACCUGCCCUAAUCACUAUCACUGUCUUUCAGUAUUUGCCUGCCAAUGGUAAACAGCAAAUGGAUUAGAUGCUGACUCCCUGUUGUGUGAAAAAGCUUUCCCUGGGAAGACAUACCAUAUACAUCUGCUCACCCCAGAUAGAAAAGCCAUCACAGACCAAAGUGUUCAGUUGGAGCUUCCUGUUCACCCUUGCACAACUGGAAAUCCCUGUCUGCCCCACCUCCCCCAGCCCCACUCACACUAAAAAUGCUGAAGAAAAGAAUGGCACACAGAACUCAGUUACACAUUUCUGUCAGCCAUUGAAACCCACCUUCCUGACAUGGCCAGCUCACUCAAGUGCCUGCCUGGGGGCUUUUAGCCUUUGAUCAUACCUGGGGACAAUCCCAGCUCCAGGUUGGCACGUCAUUACCCCUUGCCUACCUAAAAGCUAUAAAACCUCCUUGCCUUAGCUCAGGGGUGCGACUUCUCUGGCCUUGUUCUCUGAGAUCAGUAAACCCACCAGGGAGUUGCUUGGUUCUCAAUAAGUCUGUUAUGCCUGUCAUUUGGUUUGAUUAGGCUUGCUUAUUAUUUGGGAAAAAACAUAUCACAAAGUACUAGCAAAGUCUAACUUGGUGAACCACUGAAUUUUACUGGGAUUACUUACAGGAACAUGGGUGAUGACUUACUGACAGGAGCUGCCAGUGACUCAGUCAGUGAACAUGACUCAGGGACAGCUGCAUCAGCAAAGCCCACUCCAGCAUGAGUGACAGCUCACAAAACUAGGA